AGACAAAUCCCAGAGAACAUUUCAGCGGAAAAUGGAUUCGGCAUCUCUGGCUUCUCUCGCGCCUUCUCUCGCGCCUUCUCUCGCGCCUUCUCUCGCGCCUUCUCAUACGCAGCAGAAUCUUCACAGAGUCUUCGUCUACGGCAGUCUCUUGUCUGAUGAAGUCGUCCAUAUCCUCUUGAAGCGCACUCCUCAGUCCUCUGCUGCCGUCCUCAAUGACUAUCAAAGAUUAAGCAUUAAAGGACGAGUUUAUCCAGCGAUCAUACCUGUUGAUGGCAAGAAAGUAUCUGGCAAGGUUCUUUCAGGCAUCACAGCCACCGAAUUGGAUAUUUUAGACGCAUUUGAGGAUGUUGAAUACAAAAGGAGCACAGUUGAGGUCACUUUAACGGCUAUAGAUGACCUUUUGCUGGACAGUCUUGAGAAGUUAUUAGUUUAUGUCUAUAUUUGGAACAACGAAAGGGAUCCAGACCUGUAUGGAGAUUGGGAUUUUGAGGAGUGGAAGCGAGUUCAUCUGGAUGCUUACCUGGAGAUGGUCAAUGAGUUUAUAGAAGAAUUUGAGCAUCAGCCCCCACAAGAACCAUGCGCGGCCGUUGAUGAAGCAGGACAGCGAUGCGAACAACCACUGCACUCUCCAGCACAAGAAGAACCUUCGAAACUAAACGGCGAGUAACCUGUCGCAGCUUCGUACCUCUGCUGAAUCUGGUGGGAUUGACCAGAACCCACAGUAACUCAAGUUUUAGGUCACUCGGUAUUGCAGUCUCCUCUCUUUGCACCCCACUCGGUAUUGCUUUCAAAACAAGACAAUUUCAAUAUUUAUUUGAACCUAAUUCAAUCCAAAUAAAUUGAUAAUACAACUCA
Cucurbita pepo subsp. pepo (vegetable marrow) is the source of this 855-nucleotide messenger RNA. Its product is annotated as AIG2-like protein D. NCBI's taxonomy places the organism in Eukaryota, Viridiplantae, Streptophyta, Magnoliopsida, Cucurbitales, Cucurbitaceae. The record is from RefSeq and is a predicted model, not a curated record.